CUUAGACACCGCAUCCGAAUAGCACUAAUAUUCACGGUUGGAUUCCUCGUAAAAUGAGUCCAAUGUCGAAGGCUCUCCUUAAAAUUCUGACCCUCUCGCCCUCGUUAUAUAUACAGAGCUCAUCCACCAGAGGUUGGGCAGAGGCUGGAGGGGUCUUGCAGUUUGCAUUCUAUCUCCUAUCGGAGGCCACGAUCGAGCAAAUAUAACUUACGAUGGAGGUUAAUAUGUUGGACCAACUUUCAACAACAGAUAUGGUGUCCGUUGCCUCUAGAUUGCUGGUGCGGGAUUCGACGACCAUCGAAGAGAAGACCUAUGUGGUCCUUCACAUAGCAAACGCUCGAGAAAUAAGCCGAUUCCAUGACAUCUUGAUGCCGAUAUUGGAGAAACUUCUGGAUGGCAGGACCGAGGAUGACACAUGUGUUGAGAUCAAGCCGGAACCACCUCGAGAUCUUCAAACAGCUGUUCUCAUGGCCAUUAAAGCCAUCCUCCUGGACCUGACUGACAAGGCACCGACGACCUACUGUGCAAGAUUGAAGCCAUUGUUGGAGCAGGAAGGUCUCCUCCCUGAGGCAAGAAGCCUGCAGGAUUUCAUACGUCAACUGCUUGGGAUACCUCGGGGCCCAACAGAGGUGCUCGAGAGAGUGUUACGAGAUGCACCAUCCAGGCCCAUCCUGCACAGUCUUCAGGAUCUUUCAGACAACCUGGGUUGGGACUUUGCGGCAGACAAACCUGAUUCACCCGCAAUAUACGCGAAGUGCUCCCUGAAAAUAGAGGGGUCACCGCUUGAAAACAUUCAGCCAGGCCUUGAGAGACUGGCCAUGAUUUAUCCUAGGUGGACUUUCCGGAUUUUGGAGAAGGGUGGCGGUCCUCUGAUCUCUAGCUGUAACUAUUAUCCAUCAACAAAGUAGAAUCAGCAUUAGGUUGAAUCGCUUCUUCAUGUCUCUAUGUACAUUAUUCCCAGAUUUCUAGCUGAUUUUGGUUCGUCAGCA
Coccidioides immitis RS is the source of this 989-nucleotide messenger RNA. RefSeq lists its product as uncharacterized. NCBI's taxonomy places the organism in Eukaryota, Fungi, Ascomycota, Eurotiomycetes, Onygenales, Onygenaceae. The coding region runs from base 213 to 908 and encodes 231 amino acids. The record is from RefSeq and is a predicted model, not a curated record. The transcript has 3 exons.